Messenger RNA from Hipposideros armiger (great roundleaf bat), 8781 nucleotides. It is a transcript of the gene MDGA1, whose product is annotated as MAM domain containing glycosylphosphatidylinositol anchor 1. Gene Ontology annotation, biological process: homophilic cell-cell adhesion; synapse organization. Gene Ontology annotation, molecular function: axon guidance receptor activity; protein binding. The transcript has 17 exons. Bases 1041 to 3908 code for a protein of 955 amino acids. Lineage: Eukaryota; Metazoa; Chordata; Mammalia; Chiroptera; Hipposideridae. The record is from RefSeq and is a predicted model, not a curated record. Gene Ontology annotation, cellular component: plasma membrane; neuronal cell body; axon.
CAAGUUGCGGAGCGAUUGGAGCGCUUCCGCGACCCGGAGCCCAGCGGCCGCGGCGCCCGGGAUCCCGGCCCGGCCCCGCCCGCUGGGGGCCCCUGCCGGCGGAGGCCGCCGGGCGGGGGCGGGGAAAAUCAACUUGGGGCGCCACGCAGCUCCGCUCUUGGGAGAGCACCGCGCCGGGGAGCGCCACCUCGGCGGCCAGACGGCGCGAGCCGAGCGCGGCUAGCGGAAUCCGCCAACGGCAUCCGCGCUGCAGCCCCGGCCUUGGCGAGAGCGCGAAUAUUUCUCAAACGUCUCAAACUUUCCUCCUUUCCCCGCUUUUCGGGGUCUCUUUUGACUGGAAUUGUUUUCCUGAUUCCCGCGGGGCGCCCGGGCGCAAUUCCUCCCCGGGGUUCCUCUGUGGCUGGGGUAACUUCGCGGACCCGGGGCCCCGUGGCUCUCACCCCUCGGCGAAGCCCAGCCCGCGCUGCUCUCCCGCUCAGGAGGGCCGGGACCCGGGCUCCUUCGCCUCCGGGAGGGCGCCCAGCCCGGCUCCCUUGCACCCGCCGCAGGACUGGAGACAGCGGAUUAACCAGAGAGGAGCUGGGGCCUCUCCGCACCCGCUUCGCGGAGGGACGUCCUCUGGGCGGGGAAACAAGUUUAUCAGUCGUCGGUGGCCUGUUGGAUCCAAGCUCCACCGCCGACGCAGAGGGGUUCCUGCGCCCAGUAUUCCGAGCUGAGAGCCCUGGGGACUUGGGGCGGCUCCACAACCGGGCUCCUCGGGCCGGGGCGCUGGCUGCUGCGCCGGGCGCGCGGAGGCACCCGGGGCCGGGCCAGCGCCCCCUGCGUCCCCACACGGGCAGCGGCGCCGGAGGAGAAGCCCGGGUCGCCGCCGCCGCCACCACCGCCUCCUCAGUCUGCGGGCCUCCGUCGCCGCUGCCGCCCCCUCCGUCGCCUCUCGGGGAAGGGGGAGACGCAGGAGGCAUUGCGGGGCUCCGGCGGAUGCGCCCCCCGCCGCCUUUUGGGCUGCGCCGCCUCGCGGGGAUGAAGCACCGGCCGUGAAGAUGGAGGUGACCUGCCUUCUACUUCUGGCGCUCAUCCCCUUCCACUGCCGAGGACAAGGAGUCUACGCUCCAGCCCAGGCCCAGAUCGUGCACGCGGGCCAGGCAUGUGUAGUGAAAGAGGACAACAUCAGCGAGCGAGUCUACACCAUCCGGGAGGGCGACACCCUCGUGCUGCAGUGCCUUGUCACCGGGCACCCUAGGCCCCAGGUGCGGUGGACCAAGACUGCUGGCAGCGCAUCAGACAAGUUCCAGGAGACAUCGGUGUUCAACGAGACGCUGCGCAUUGAGCGCAUUGCGCGCACGCAGGGCGGCCGCUACUACUGCAAGGCUGAGAAUGGUGUGGGUGUGCCCGCCAUCAAGUCCAUCCGCGUGGAUGUGCAGUACCUGGAUGAGCCCGUGCUGACGGUGCACCAGACAGUGAGUGAUGUUCGAGGCAACUUCUACCAGGAGAAGACGGUGUUCCUGCGCUGCACUGUCAACUCCAACCCGCCUGCUCGCUUCAUCUGGAAGAGGGGCUCUGACACCCUGUCCCACAGCCAGGACAAUGGGGUGGACAUCUACGAGCCCCUCUACACCCAGGGGGAGACCAAGGUCCUGAAGCUGAAGAACCUUCGGCCCCAGGACUACGCCAGCUACACCUGCCAGGUGUCUGUACGCAACGUGUGCGGCAUCCCGGACAAGGCCAUCACCUUCCGGCUCACCAACACCACGGCACCACCAGCCCUGAAGCUGUCUGUGAACGAAACUCUGGUGGUAAACCCUGGGGAGAAUGUGACGGUGCAGUGUCUGCUGACAGGCGGUGAUCCCCUACCCCAGCUGCAGUGGUCCCAUGGGCCAGGCCCUCUUCCCCUGGGGGCUCUGGCCCAGGGUGGCACCCUCAGCAUCCCUUCAGUGCAGGCCCGGGACUCUGGCUACUACAACUGCACAGCCACCAACAAUGUGGGCAACCCCGCCAAGAAGACCGUCAACCUGCUGGUGCGAUCCAUGAAGAACGCCACAUUCCAGAUCACCCCAGAUGUGAUCAAAGAGAGCGAGAAUAUACAGCUGGGCCAGGAUCUGAAGCUGUCGUGCCAUGUGGAUGCAGUGCCCCAGGAGAAGGUGACCUAUCAGUGGUUCAAGAACAGCAAGCCGGCACGCAUGUCCAAGAGGCUACUGGUGACUCGAAACGACCCUGAGUUGCCUGCCGUCACGAGCAGCCUCGAGCUCAUUGACCUGCACUUCAGCGACUACGGCACCUACCUGUGUGUGGCUUCCUUCCCAGGGGCACCUGUGCCCGACCUGAGCGUCGAGGUCAACAUCUCCUCUGAGACAGUGCCGCCCACCAUCAGCGUGCCCAAGGGCAGGGCCGUGGUGACCGUGCGCGAGGGCUCGCCCGCCGAGCUGCAGUGCGAGGUGCGCGGCAAGCCGCGGCCGCCCGUGCUGUGGUCCCGCGUGGACAAGGAGGCUGCGCUGCUGCCCUCCGGGCUGCCCUUGGAGGAGACCCCGGAUGGGAAGCUGCGGCUGGAGCGCGUGAGCCGCGACAUGAGUGGGACCUACCGCUGCCAGACGGCUCGCUAUAAUGGCUUCAAUGUGCGCCCCCGAGAAGCCCAGGUGCAGCUGAACGUGCAGUUCCCGCCGGAAGUGGAGCCCAGCUCCCAGGAUGUGCGCCAGGCUCUGGGCAGGCCUGUGCUCCUGCGCUGUUCGCUCCUCCGUGGCAGCCCCCAGCGCAUCGCCUCGGCCGUGUGGCGCUUCAAAGGGCAGCUGCUGUCUCCGCCGCCAUCCGUCCCCGUCGCCGCCGAGGCCCCCGACCACUCCGAGCUGCGCCUCGACGCCGUCACCCGCGACAGCAGCGGCAGCUACGAGUGCAGCGUCUCCAACGACGUGGGCUCGGCAGCCUGCCUCUUCCAGGUCUCGGCCAAAGCCUACAGCCCGGAGUUUUACUUCGACACCCCCAACCCCACCCGCAGCCACAAGCUGUCCAAGAACUACUCCUACGUGCUGCAGUGGACCCAGAGGGAGCCGGAUACUGUCGACCCUGUGCUCAACUACAGACUCAGUGUCCGCCAGUUGAAUCAGCACAAUGCCAUGGUGAAGGCCAUCCCAGUGCGGCGUGUGGAGAAGGGGCAGCUGCUGGAGUACAUUCUGUCUGACCUCCGUGUGCCCCACAGCUAUGAGGUCCGCCUCACGCCCUAUACCACCUAUGGGGCUGGUGACAUGGCCUCCCGCGUCAUCCACUACACAGAGCCCAUCAAUUCUCCCAGUCUAUCAGACAACACCUGCCACUUUGAGGAUGAGAAGAUCUGUGGCUACACCCAGGACCUGACAGACAACUUUGACUGGACACGGCAGAAUGCCCUCACCCAGAACCCCAAGCGUUCUCCCAACACCGGUCCCCCAACUGAUAUCAGCGGCACCCCUGAGGGCUACUACAUGUUCAUAGAAACAUCAAGGCCCCGGGAGCUAGGGGACCGUGCACGGUUGGUGAGUCCCCUGUAUAAUGCCAGCGCCAAGUUCUACUGCGUCUCCUUCUUCUACCACAUGUAUGGGAAGCACAUCGGCUCCCUCAACCUCCUGGUGCGGUCCCGGAACAAGGGGGCCCUGGACACGCACGCCUGGUCCCUCAGUGGCAAUAAGGGCAAUGUGUGGCAGCAGGCCCAUGUGCCCAUCAACCCCAGCGGGCCUUUCCAGAUUAUUUUUGAGGGGGUUCGAGGCUCGGGCUACUUGGGGGAUAUCGCCAUAGAUGAUGUCACACUGAAGAAGGGAGAAUGUCCUCGGAAGCAGAUGGAUCCUAAUAAAGUGGUGGUGAUGCCCGGCAGUGGAGCCCGCCGCCAGCCCUGCCCGCAGCUCUGGGGGCCCGUGGCCAUCUUUCUCUUGGCGUUGCAGAGAUGAUGAGAGCUACGUGGACCCCCACCCCGCCCCCGGCACACCAAAGUGUCUGCAUCGUACCAAAGACUGACCCCCGCUAGCCGGGGUGCCCGGGGCAGGGCCAGCCCACCAGGGAGGGGGCCUGCGUUGGCUGCGAGGAUGAGCAGUGAACAAGGACAGAGGCCUGGCACUGAGGCCCUGCAGACGGUCGUUCAACACAUGCACACACUCACACACCCACACUCACACACACACAGAGAUCUAUUAAAGCACAAGUUUCUAUCUGACCUGCCAGCACCUUCUUUACUGCAGAGACGGGACUCACCGGAAUGGUGUCUGCCUCCCCAGGAACCUUGCUGCCACGUAGGCCUUGUCCUGGCUGCACCUGUGGUGUGUUUCUGCCCUUCCCCCACCCCUAAUUUUAAGGCUGAGCUCCCGCCAGGUGGCUUUACCAGAAGGGAAACAGAAACGGGGGCCCUGCUCUUGGCUGGACUCUGGGACUCCCUGGGAUGGGGAGCCAUCAGAGGGGGCCAGGCGGGACUUUGUGAGCAACUCUGUUCCCAGGACAAGGGCCGAAAGGUGGAGACCCCAGGCCACCCAGAUCCCCUGACCUGUACCUGGGAUGUCGUAUUCCCCCCUCACUGUGCCCCCUUUGAAGGGACCCAGCACCGGGUCUUGAGCCCUGAAGAUUGACACCUUCCCCUUCCACCCCCAGCUCCCCUCCUGAAGCAGCUGGCUUCCUGAGAAUACAGUCCCCACCCUAAUCCACUGGCCUAACCUCAGCCCCCAGCUGCCUCUCUGAGGAGCCAAGGGAGUGAGUGGUGGCCAGGCCAUUUUUUUGGAGCGAGGCUUGACUUGAAAGGGGCAGAGAAGUCGUGCUUUCACAAUUUGGGGUUCCCAUAUAGAACACUGAACUUGAGAGUAGAAUGGAACUUCCAUUUCUUAUGUACUUUGCAUGAGGGGUACCCUGGAUGGGACGGUGUGUGUAGGGAGGCUGCCCCUGCCCUCUCCACUGCGAAGCACCUUCUAGUUGGCUGUUCCCUUCCCACCCAGGGUCAGUGAAGGAGGAGGCGUUUGCAGAGCUGGGGUGAGGGGUGGGGCAGUCGCUGGUCCCCCUGUUCCUUGGGAGCUGAGACCAUGCCCCCAGCUUUGAAAGGGUUCCCUGUCCUUGGGUUCGGGGUCAGGAGCCUGAGUUGGGCACGAUGGGAUCUAGACCUCUCAGCAUCACCCCUGAACCCCCACCCAGCCGUCCAUGGGAGAGAGGAGGCCCUUUUCAGAAUGAGUCUUCUUGCAUGUGUGCAAGAGGCUGCAUGUCUGUGUGUGUAUGUGUGCAUAUGUGUGGACACAUUUGUGUCUAUGUAGCACUGUGGGUACAUCUCUGGGCAGGAGUGUGUGCAACUAUGACCAUGCGUGUGCAAUGAUACAUAUCUGUGAGGCUGGGUCUGCACCCUGUCCCUGUGAGUGCCUGUGUGUAUGCACGUCCGUCUUCAUGAGUGACAGGAAUGCUUGUGGAGUGCUGGCCAAAUACGCCACCUCCAGCCCUAUUCUGUAGUCUCAAGCUGCCUUGCCACCACCUGAAUUUCUACCUUUCAUCCUCUAUGGAUGACAAAGAGCUUAUAGAUGACCCUAUUGGAAUGCAACAACCUUUGGAAAGGAGAGUCACUGGGCUUCUCCUGGCGCAUUCGGUGGGGACAGCUGCAGAGACGAGACAGCACUGCCAUGCCAGGAGGCAGGCAGGGAACCAAGGCAAACGCUGCCCAUCUCACCGCUCUGCCAGGCCUGAGUUACCAUCAUCACCAACAGCUGGUGGGUGUCCGGGCCAAAGCUGGAGCAGGGCCUCCUCAUACCCAACCAACCUGGCUGCCUUCCUGGCCCAGCCAAGGCCACUGCACGAAAUGAGUGGCUACAGGCUCCCAGAACACACUUCCAUCGCGCCUGCUGGGUAUUGUUCCUUAAUUGCCCCAUCUGUGCAGGGUCUGUUGUCCCAACUAGACUGUGAGCUCCUCCUCAGCCUCCCAACCCUCUCCCCACCCCAUCCCAACCUCAUGCCUGGCACAAGUGGGCCUGUUCUGGAAUUCAUUCAGCAGGCUUUGCCCAGCUCUGGCUGCAGGAUAGAACCACCAGAGCGUCUUUCAGAAAGCUGAUGCUUGGGUCCCACCCCAGAGGUUCUGACUUAAUUGGACUGGCAUGCGGCCUGGCAUCAGAAAUGUUUAAAAGCUCCUGAGGAGAACCCAAGAGUGGGAACCACUGGCAUAUCACCUGCCAGGUGCUUCCUCUGUGGCCUCUCUGGGGUGGGGCUGGAGCCCCAGAGAUGAAUAGCCCCAAGCGCUUCCUCCUUGGGCUCCGUGGCACCCUAGGUCUACUCCUCUCAGGUGGCUUUGAAUACACCUGUCCUCUGUGUUGGCUGCUCCAAUAUGGGGACCCCUGUUCACCUCCAUAUCCAUAGAGUCUAGUGCAGAAAAGGUGUUUGGCAUAUGUCAGCUGAGCUGAACCACACAUGUACGGCCCCUGAGUUUCUGGUCUGGAGAGAGGGGACCUGGUGACAUGGACAGAGAAUGCAAAGCGAGGGAGUGACAGGGAGCACGGCUGGAAGGAGGUUGCAAUGGGGCAGGGGCAACCCUGACUUGAGGGUGGCUAGACCUGAGCUCACAAAGCAUGCCUGAGGGAGACGCUGAGGUCCCUGGUCCUCGUGUGUGGAGGGUGAGGCUGGUACGUGUGUGUCUGCGUGCUGGCAGGACUACAGGGGAUGUCGGUGUCUGUGUGCUAGCACUAACAGUGUGUGGUGUGAGUGCCUAGGGUGUGCCAGUCUGUGUGUGUGUGUGCAGAAAUGAGUGUCUUUGUGUGUCCCUGGGUAACACGUGUGUGUGUGUGUGUGUGUGUGUGUCUGUGUCUGUGUCUGUGUCUGUGUAUGCCGGUGAGUCAGCACCUCUGUAUCAAUGUCACCUGUGCUGUGUGUGUCUUGUGCACCAGUGGCUGUCAACAUCUGUGUGUUGGUAGAUGGCCCAUGAAUACCCCCAGCCCAGGGGAGACCAGGCUGGCUGGAUCCAGUGCGUCUCCCCAGUGGCAGUCUCAGCUCUGGGUCAUGGGGGCUGAGGCGUUUUGUGGCCUUAAAACUGAGAGUCCAGGGCCAGCUCUCAGGGUGUUAGGGUCCCUCCACCCCACCACCUCCAAGCUGGUGUCUGGAGGAGAGAGGACCUCCUGGGGCCAGGUGCCGUACAGGUGGGAAGAGGGGGCGUCUCAGCGUGGCUGCCCUGUCGCUGGGACCACAAGACAGCCACCUGGGGUGCCAAACUAAGCCUGCAAACCAAGUCCUCUCCUCCUGGGACCCUCCUCCCACCUUUGUCCUCUCUGGGACAGCCCUGACACCUCUUUCCCGUUCAUCCUCCUUCCUCCCUGUGCUCUGUGAAAGCCCCUGGUUCAGGCUGUCAGUGCCAGGCUGGGCCUCAGAGGUCCAUACUCCUCGUGGUGCAGUUGAGGAGGGUGAAGCCCAGUGUGGGGAAGGGACUGCAGGUCACAUAGCUAGUUAGGGUGGAGCCAGCCUUGGAAUCCAGAUACUGAGGCCCUGGGGGUGUCACACUGCUGGCCACCGCCCCUGGGGUGGCUUGCCAGGUAAUAGUGGGGAGCUUGGUCAAACUGCCCUGUCUCCAGCUGCUGGUACGAAUGUUACAGAUGUUUCUGGGCCCUGCAUUGGGAGACAUAAUGCUGACCCCUGUCCCAGGUCACAGCCCCUCCCACCCCAGGUCAGGCCUAGGUGCCACAUGGAGGCCGCCUCCCUCUGCCCACACUGGCUGUAGCUGCUGCCCCUCUCCCAGGCUCUCAGAGAGAAGGGACUCAGUACCCCUUCCCCUCCCCUCAGUCGUCACACAAGUCUGGGCUGGGAAUGAAGGUCAGUGUGUCCUGGUGUCCUCAUCCUGUUGACUUCCCCUAAGGACCAGGAGGACCUGGGGGAACAGGGACAAAUCCUGGUAUUUUCUUCUCUCUGGACAGCUCAAGAGGGUUGGGGGGUAUUUCCAGGUCUGUCCCCAAGAAUAGGGUGGGAGAACCUUCUUUGGGGAGUCCCUGUAGGGCCACUAGCUGAGGUUCUGGGUUCAGGGGAACCCUCCCUGCUUUCAACCCUCUCUAAGUCAGUGCUAUGCUUGUGUCUGAGUGUGUGUGUGUGUGUGUGUGUGUGUGUGUGUGUGUGUGCGCGCGCGCGCGUGCGCACACGCGUACGCGAGUGCAUGUAUGUUUGUGAUGGUGUGUGUGCUGGGGCAGAAGGAACACUCUUUCAUGGGUAUCCCUUGACCCUUAGAGCUGGAAGAGACCUUAGAGACCAUCUAAUCCAGUACCCACACUGUACAGGUGAGAAAGCUGAGGCCCAGAGAGGUGGCACAUGCCCACCACCACCCCCUCUCCCUCGUGUCACCUGCAUUCAUUUCCCAGGAGCCCUACGAGGAAUGCCCUCCCUCCUGGCAUUCCCCCCCCCACACACACACACACCCAGCUGCUCACAUAAUCACUAUCUUAGCCCAAUUCUGGCCCCUCCACCCCACUGGUCCCCAGCAUCCUUCCUGCCCCAGGGUGGCCAGCUCACCAAGGCCUUUAUCCCCAUCCCAGGAGAAAGGGCAGGGGAGCCAGGGGACUGCUCCAGCCCUGAGGCCUCAUGAACUUGGGAGAGAAGGCCCCUGCCCAUGCCUGGCCCACCCACCACCAAGGUCAAAGCACAACAGGAGACCCUCACUAACGGGUGAAAGGUACUGGGGUUGUUUUAGUCACACGGCCCCGUCCUCACCCCUUUGCCUUGCUGUCUGUCUCCACCUCAGCCUCUUCCUCCCUCGUCUCUCUUUCACCCCCAAGCCCCCCCAGAUGUAACCUCUAGUUGCGGACGCGGUUGUUUCAAUAAAGCUGCAGUGUUCUA